AAACACCAUCAUGGCUGCUGUGUCUGCCGAGGUGCUCGAUUACUUUUUCAAAUUUCUGAAUUUUACUCCGGGUUCCGAGUUCUGGGCCAAGCACCAGUUCUUGUGGACAGAAAACGGAUCAUGUUUGGAAAGAAUGGUGGAAGGGUACACCUCGAGCAAGGCCAAGACCAAGAGCGGUGGGUUUGUAGGCAAGGUUGCUGAAAAGUCCAAGAAAUACGUCUCGUCGCCGUCGUCUGUGACGUUCAGCAAGCAGAACCAGUUUGACAAGCUGCUGGGCCAACGCGACUCGCAGGUGGAAGUUGAAUUGUACGACCCGAUCCAUGAUUACGUGAUGGCCGAGCUGCAGAAACGGGCAGAGGAGUUCACAAUGACCAAAGAGCUCACUCUCUGGACAGGCACGUUCAACGUUAACGCGAUCAAAUACGACGGCGACAUUACGAGCUGGUUCUUCCCUGUGCCUGAAAAAUACCAGGAGUAUGACAUCAUAGCGGUCGGGCUCGAGGAGGUGGUGGAGCUGAGUCCCGGCAAGAUGCUCAACAUUGAUGCAUCCACCAAGAUUUUUUGGGAGAAAAAAAUCAAGGAGACGCUCAACUGGUUCAAGGAGGGAAUCGUCUACACGCUGCUCAAAAGCGAGCAGCUGGGCGGGAUUUUGAGCCUGGUGUUUGUCCAGGAGAAAAAUUUCGAGUACAUCAGCAAUGUCGAGACGAGUUUCAAAAAAACCGGGUUCCGGGGUAUUUCGGCCAACAAGGGUGGCAUAGCCGUUGCGUUCGACUUCUCGUCCUCGAUCCGGCUGUGUUUCAUUGCGUCGCAUCUGGCCGCUGGACACCACAACGUGGAUGAGCGACAUCAGAACUAUAAGGCCAUUGCCAACGGACUGCGGUUCAGACACAACAAGAGCAUCCGGGACUUCGACUGUGUUUUCUGGGUCGGUGACUUCAACUUCCGGAUUGACCUCCCCAACGAGCAGGUGCGCACGCAUCUGGACGAGGUCAGGUUCUCGCCGCUGUUUGAGUACGACCAGCUCAACAAGCAGAUGGCCACGGGUGAAUCGUUCCCAUAUUUCAACGAGAUGGCCAUCAAUUUCCCGCCAACGUACAAGUUCGACCGCGGCACAGACGUCUACGACACUUCCGACAAACAGAGAGUGCCUGCGUGGACGGACCGGAUCCUGAGUCUUGCACGGAGCAAGAACGUUGUGCUGCGCCAGCUGGAGUACGGCUGUGCGCAGCAGAUCAAGUUCAGCGACCACAAGCCGGUGUACGGCGUGUUCCACGCCAAGCUGGACAUUGCGGACCAGAAGAUCAUGUCUGAGAUCGAGAAACAGCUGUACGAGACGCGCAAAGUGGAGCUGGUGGGGGUGAACUCGCUGGUUUUGGCGCAGAACAUCAACGAGUCGACUUUUUUGCUCACGCACGGCCUGCCUGCUCCGUCGGGCAAGACGACGGGGGCGAAGUGGUGGAUCCCCGGCGGCACUUUGGGCAAGAUUAAGGUGAGCUUCCCCGAGGUCGACAGCGGCAGGUACGUCAUCAACCCCAAGCUGCCCCCUAACCCGUUUACGAAAACUACAGAGGAGGAGUUUGUGAGAAAACCAGUGGAAUCGAUUGGCCCGAACUCGGAGUGACUUAUAUAGCCUGCAACUUGAUCGCGUCGCCCUUUCGGAUGAUCUGCGACCCGGUCCAGGACUCGCCUGGCUCCAGCGUGAUGAAAUCGUGCACGUGACCAGGCUCGAUGCACACCAUCUUGUGGAAGCCGUCCUUUGGCUCAAAGUCGGCCAUACCUGCAGACUUGUUGGCCCACGGGUUCCACACCACCACGUCGGGCAAGUUUCUUCUCUCCACGUUGUGGACCACCUUGCCCAGCUCGAUCACCUGCAGCAGCUUCUCGCACGAGACGUUUUGAUAGAUUCUGUCGAGCUCGCCGUUAAAGUCGAUGGCCGGCGCCUUUUCCUCGUACGUCUCGGCCAGUAGCUGGUCGUAGCAUGUUUCUCCCGGCAAGUUGUUCACCAAUGUGUCGUCAAUGUCGUUGACGGCCAGGUACGUGUGGAACAGCCAGUUGAACUUCCAUGCCUUGGAGUCCGAGUUGGCCACCUCGAUCGUUGUGAUGAGCGCGUCUGGCUGCAGCUCGAUCGUCAGCAGCAGCGUGAAGUCGUUGUCUCCGUUGUCCCAUUUGGAGUACACCUCCCUGUUGGCCUGUUCGGGACCGAGACCAAACUGCACGGUUGGCGGGUUUUCUCUGGUCUGGCCCAGGAACUCCCAGGUGGAGUUUCGGGCAAAGCCGUGCUGCGGCAGCUGGUCGAACCCUGGCGCGCUGCUCUUGCCGAACACGGGGAACACCAGCGGGAUGCCGCCUCUGACCGGCCUGGACCCGUCCAGCUUGGCCGCCGACGACAGCCACAGCUGCUCGACGCCCUCAAUGGUCCAGGAUGUGAUGGUGGCUCCGUACAGCAGCACAGACACCUUGGUGUUUGGGUUUUCCGGGGAAAUAAGCUCCACUUUGUCGUCGCUUGCUUCGAUUGGCAUGACACGUAGAAAAAUGAAUAAAAUUAC
Messenger RNA from Ogataea polymorpha, 2546 nucleotides. RefSeq lists its product as uncharacterized. Gene Ontology annotation, biological process: phosphatidylinositol dephosphorylation. NCBI's taxonomy places the organism in Eukaryota, Fungi, Ascomycota, Pichiomycetes, Pichiales, Pichiaceae. Gene Ontology annotation, cellular component: cytoplasm; membrane. The transcript has a single exon. Gene Ontology annotation, molecular function: phosphatidylinositol-3,5-bisphosphate 5-phosphatase activity; phosphatidylinositol-4,5-bisphosphate 5-phosphatase activity. The record is from RefSeq and is a predicted model, not a curated record. Bases 11 to 1621 code for a protein of 536 amino acids.